CAUCCCGUGGAUUACUGUAAUCCACUCUCUUGUCCCGCUGCUCACUCAUUUGUGGGUCCAGUCUGGUGUGGAAGCAGGUUGGAAGAUGGCACUCAACAUACGGGGUUCUUUGAUGGCUCUGCUUCUUCUAGGAACUGACGUGCUCAUCAGUAUUCAUGCUCAAGAGACCAGUUUUUCCGAGGCAUCGACCAGCAAGUCCUGCAAAUGUGGCUGUGAUGGAGGCGAAUCUCCAACAGAGUUUUCCAUCAUGGGGUCUGGCUCUAUGGUGAGAGGAGUGGAUUGCAUGCCAGAGUGUCCGUAUCAUCGGCCUCUGGGAUUUGAGGCAGGAUCUGUGAGUGCAGACCAAGUCACCUGCUCCAACCAGGAGCAGUACACCGGCUGGUUCUCCUCAUGGCUCCCAAGCAAUGCCAGGCUCAACAGCCAAGGUUUCGGGUGUGCAUGGCUUUCCAAAUUCCAGGACAACAGUCAGUGGCUCCAGAUCGACCUGCAGGAGGUGAUGGUUGUCUCAGGCAUUCUCUCCCAGGGUCGCUGUGAUGCUGAAGAGUGGGUCACCAAGUACAGUGUUCAGUACCGCACAGAUGAGAAACUCAACUGGAUUUAUUACAAAGAUCAAACUGGAAACAACAGGGUUUUUUAUGGAAACUCUGACCGCUCUUCAUCCGUCCAGAACCUCCUGCGGCCACCCAUUGUAGCACGUUACAUCCGCAUUCUCCCUCUGGGAUGGCACACUCGCAUUGCUCUGCGCCUGGAAUUGCUGCUGUGCAUGAAGAAAUGCAUGUGAACCCUGAAACCCUCUGAAGCAUUGUCCCAAACCCUGUGUGGUGUUUGAUCAUGUAUUCAUCCCCUGAAAAGCAAAUCGACCCAGAAAUAUUCACAACCCCGAGCGUUGUUACACCCAACAUGCUUCCAUGAAAACAGCUCUGUUUGAUAUGUAUGAUAAGCUUUCAUUUAGCCCGCUCCACAUUGUCUCCCACUGGGCCUCUAUUUUCAAGAGUUCUCAAUUGGUGGCUCAGUUUGCAGUGAAAUGGCAUAAAUUCAAAGCAAUAAUUAGUGGUUGAGCAGAAGAGGCAGCGUUGCUAUGAGCGCUUUGUUGCCACAGGUUUUUGCUGUUAUGUGACAAGUUUUUCCAGCCUCACUGAACUAGACAGACAUUACAUUAAAAAUUGACUCAUAUUAUGAUUUACAUUUAUAGGUGUCACAUAAAUGCAACAAACAAUAGAACUAGCUUUUUAACAACAACUUUUCUGAAGUUAGAGCCAGUCUGAUGGUAUUUUAUUCCCUGUAAAAGUCAGAAGCAACAGGUAUCCUCAUGCAUUGCUCUUGUCUUUAAUUAGAGACAGUUAAUAUGUUUUAAAAAUAAUUAUGAUCUUUCAUAAUGUCACAUGAAUCUCAGGGUAGCAAAUUUUUUUUUUGUUCUUUAUUUUUUAACUCUUGUUUUUCAGAUAAUUCUAAGAGGAAUUUUCUAAUACAUGGGUCAUACCAAGAACCCACUUUACUCCCUGUUUCACUUAGCAAAACUGCCUUUUCUUCGCAUAGGAGGAGGGGGUGCAACUUGUAACAAUUAUCAGUAAGAAACUAUGUUCACUUUUGAAUAUUUGUAAAGAAGAAACGCAAAAAUUGUUUUGGAAGAGAGAUCUUAGGUGUAAAAAAAAAAGGUUAUUUACAAAAACUGAAUACGUCUUCAGAUCAAUUCUACACUUUUGCAAUUGGUCUUUAAGCCUAUUGCGCAACGGCCACCAUCUUUUUCCAAAAUGAGUUCCAUCAACUCAAAUAUGUUGACUGCCACUGCUUCCCGCUACGGAUAUAGUAAUAUUCAUGAUUUAAACUAUAUUUUAUUACUAUAUAUUUGAAAAGCAAUACUAAAAAAAGGUAUCAUUUGUCUGAAUUUCCUAUUAAUCCCUAUUAAGACUUUGUAUGCAAACAGAAACAUGUUAUGGAUCUAUAUAUUUCAAAAAAACUGGGGAGCUUUCUCUUUAAAAACCUGUUUUUCUUUGUUUUUUAGGUGUUUCCUUUGUAUAGUUCAGCUAGUUUCAGUACUGUCAUGUCAUGUUUGUGAUGAAAAGUCUUCUUCCUUUAAUUCACUGUGAUAUUCCAGUUGAGUGUAUAAUGGUGCUUUGAGAUGAGCUGUUAAGUGGAAGAUUUGUUGUUUAACAUAUCUUAAAUUCUUUUCCUUGAUCAAAUCGACACGA
Messenger RNA from Cyprinodon tularosa, 2189 nucleotides. RefSeq names its product retinoschisin 1a (gene rs1a). Lineage: Eukaryota; Metazoa; Chordata; Actinopteri; Cyprinodontiformes; Cyprinodontidae. The transcript has 6 exons. The coding region runs from base 86 to 781 and encodes 231 amino acids. The record is from RefSeq and is a predicted model, not a curated record.